Molecule: messenger RNA, 3205 nt
Organism: Microplitis demolitor
Lineage: Eukaryota; Metazoa; Arthropoda; Insecta; Hymenoptera; Braconidae
Exons: 10
Coding region: 194-2974 (926 amino acids)
Biological process (GO): transmembrane transport; carbohydrate transport
Cellular component (GO): membrane
Molecular function (GO): sugar transmembrane transporter activity
Source: RefSeq, a predicted model, not a curated record
UAAAAAAUUUAUUACUGUAAAAUUAUCAAGUUAAAAUCGCUAUAAUAGUCGCAUUUUUGUUUCAAAUAUUAGAGUUUUACGCUUUUUAAAAGUAAGUCAAAUAAUAAUCAUUUUUUUCUUUAAAUACUUUGAUGCUCAGUUCCAGCUUAUUGUUACGGUAAAACAUUAAUUAGUGCUAGUUAACGUCAGCAUAAUGAAAAACAGUGGAGGUUCAAAACGACUACAAUUUGCUGCGGCCAUUGCAGCAAAUAUUUGCACAAUGUCAGGUGGCGCAGUCUUGGUUUGGUCUAGUCCAACUCUGUUGAUACUCAGAGAAGAUCCAGUAAAUGAAGAAAAUCCCCUAGGACGACCUAUCAGCGCAGAAGAAGCAUCUUGGGUUGAAUCACUGGCGUCAAUGGGUGUAUUGGCUGGUUGUUUAUUGCCAGGAUAUCUGGCUGGAAAAUGGGGGAGACGCGCAACUCUGUUAUCCAGCGUUGUACCAUAUCUUAUAGGCUGGUCAUUGGUUGGUGCAGCAAGAAGUAUAGAAGUUCUGUAUGCAGGGAGAUUUAUUUUAGGUCUUGCAAUUUCAGUCGCAUUCGCUGUAAUUUCGAUCUACUGUGGCGAAAUUGCUGACCCAUCAAUCCGAGGGAUACUCGGCGCACUAUUUCAAGUAUCUAUUACUCUUGGUGAACUAUGGGCAUUUUGUAUUGGUCCGUACGUUUCGUAUAUAAGUUUAUGUAUCGCUUGUGCUGCACUGCCGAUCGCAUUUUUUAUUUCCUUCUACAUAAUGCCUGAAUCUCCAUAUUAUUUGGCGGCAAAAAAUCGCAAUGAGGAUGUUGUCAGAGUGCUGGCAAAUCUGCGAGGAAAGAGUGAAGAUGACGUUCAAAUUGAAGCUGAUGAAAUCGAGAUAACGGUACGGGUAAAUUGUCAUCAAAAAGCUACAAUCAUGGACUUGUUUAAGGUCAAGGCAAACUUGAAAGCGCUAUUUAUUUCAUGUGCUUUAGUAUCUUUUCAACAGAUCAGUGGCAUCGCGGUGGUUGUUGGUUACUUAGAAGUCAUAUUUGCAAGUGCUGGAAAAACUGGUAUGAGUUCAGCGCUGGAAGCCAUCAUCGUGGGAGUAGUUCAGUUAUUGAGUUCGUGUAUCAAUCCACUACUUGUCGAACGAUUGGGACGCAGGAUACUUUUGAUCAUCUCUGGUACAGGAUCCGCUCUAAGUCUUGGAGCGCUCGGACUCUUCUUUUAUCUCAAGGAUGCAGCAGAAAGUGAUGUCAGUGGCAUUGGUUGGCUGCCAUUAUCUUCGUUGAUUUUAUACAUCAUUACCUACAGUGUUGGAUUGGGUCCCCUUCCUUGGACAAUUAUAGGGGAAAUUUUUUCCCCAGAAAUUAAGAUUAAAGCGUCAACAAUAACCGUCUUCACUUGUCUAUUUUUCGCAGUUAUGAUGAAUAAAUAUUUUAUUGGUAUUGCGACAGCAUAUGGUCAUUACACCGCAUUUUGGUUUUUUGGAAGUUUUAGUAUGUUGAGUGUUUUUUUCACUGUUUUCAUUUUACCAGAAACAAAAGGAAAAUCACUUCAAGAAAUUCAAAACGAACUUGCAGGAAAAGGCAUUAAAGUCCUGCGCCCUUUAGCGAACAUAUGUGUGAUGGCUGGUGGCGCGAUGGUUGUCUGGUCAAAUCCAAUUCUUCUGAUGCUUGGAGAAGAUCCUGUGAAUAAAGAAAAUCCUCUGGGUCGGUCUAUCAGCGCAGAAGAAGAAUCUUGGAUUGGAUCAUUGAAUGUGAUGGGUUCAAUGAUCGGAAGUCUUUUUCCAGGAUAUUUUGCUGAAAGAAAUAUCGAUAUCGUCAAUUACAGAUUUGGAAGACGUACAAUUUUAUUGGCUAGCGUGAUACCGUCAAUCUUAACUUGGAUGCUGAUAGGCAUCGGAAAAAGUAUACCAGUCCUGUACAUUGCAAGGUUCAUUUCAGGAGUAGCCGUUGCUAUUGGAUUCGCUGUGAUUCCUAUGUACUCGGGUGAAAUUGCAGAGACAUCAAUUCGCGGGAUGCUUGGUUCAUUUUUUCAAGUAUCUGUUACCCUAGGUCAAUUAUGGGCAUACUGUAUCGGUCCGUACGUUUCUUACACAAAUUACUGCAUCGCUUGUGCUGUUUUGCCGAUUGUCUUCUUCGUUCUCUUCUUACCCAUGCCAGAGUCCCCUUACUACCUGGCAGCAAAAGGUCAGACAGAGGAAGUCGUCAAAGUGCUGGCAAGGCUGCGCGGAAAGAGUGAAGAUGCUGUUAGAUGCGAAGCGAGUGAAAUCGAGGCAUAUGUUCAAAAAUCUUAUUAUCAGAAAGCGACGAUCAUGGACUUGUUUAAGGUCAAGGCAAACUUUAAAGCUCUGGUUAUAACAUGCUUACUGGUGUCUUUUCAACAGAUGAGUGGCAUCAUUGUCGUUCUUCUUUACUCAGAACUUAUACUUGCAAGUGCAGGAGACAGCGGCAUCAGCUCAGCACUUGAAACCAUUAUUGUAGGACUGGUCAAGCUGAUCAGUACCUGUGCUAAUCCACUGGUUGUUGACCGACUUGGGCGUAAUAUACUGCUGAUCAUUUCCGGCAUAGGCACAAGCUUAAGUCUCGGAGCACUUGGAAUCUUCUUUUACCUCAAGGAUGCAAUUAGAUGUGAUGUCAGCGGUGUUGGUUGGCUGCCAAUAUCUUCGCUGAUUAUGUAUAUGGCGACCUAUAGCGUUGGAUUAGGUCCUCUUCCUUGGACAAUUAUGGGGGAAAUUUUCGCACCGGAAGUAAAGUCCAGGUCAACAGCAAUAACUGUAUUCCUUAGUUGUUUUUUAGCAUUUGUUAUUAGUAAAUAUUUUAUAAAUAUUGCAACGUCGUUUGGCCAAUACCCUGCCUUUAUGUUCUUCAGUUUUUGUUGCAUUCUAAGUGUCUUGUUUACUGUAUUUGUGAUGCCCGAAACAAAAGGAAAAUCACUGCAAGAAAUUCAAGACGAACUUGGCGGGAAAUCUCGUAAAUAAAUAAUUAUUUUAAAAGUUAUAAACUAAAAUUUAAAUGUCAUUGUUUUCUUUUUUUGACCUUCAACUGUCGUCAUUAAUCAGUAUCAUGUGCAUGGUAACUUUUAUUAUUAGUUGCGAUAAAUUAGACUUGAUAAACUUUUGUUUUAUUUAAGGCCAUUCUCCAAGGGUGCCCCCAAGUUUUUUCCAAAAAAUGUGGCGCUACCUGGUAGCUGGCAGCCGCACUAAAAAGUA